AUGGGGUCUACUUCUUCUUUGUGGUAUCACUACAAAUCGUGGCAUAAUACUAAUAAUGGAAUCGAUGCAGUACAAUUAACUGAGGAGAGCGAAACAGAACAGAUAUCGACAUCUUCAGAUAUGUCAUCUUCGACAUCAAUACCAACAGUAGUAUCACAACCACCCCAAAAACGUUUAAAGAGAUCUCAUGUUUCAACUGCAAUUAAAUUUAGACCUGUAGAUAAAAGUCGUGCCGAACUGAUUACUCAGAGUAUUUGUCAAAUGAUUACAAUGGAUAUGCUACCAUUUAGUACGGUAGAAAACAAAGGAUUUCGAAAAUUGAUGUCAGUUAUUGAACCAGACUAUAAAGUACCAUGUAGAAAUACAAUCAUCGUUCGUAUUGAAAAAAUGUAUGAUGAUAAAAUGAUGGAACUAAAGCGUAAUCUAGAAAAUAUAAAAGGUGUAGCAUUAACUACCGAUGGCUGGACGUCUUUGGCUGUAGAUUCUUAUAUAACAUUCACAUGUCACUACUUUAAUGAAAAUUGGGAACUAUGUACUCAAGUAUUAGGGUUUGAAGAAAUGCGAGAAAGCCAUACGGCAGAUAAUAUACAAGACAGUUUAAUUAAUAUUAUUGAAACAUGGAAUUUAACCGGUAAAGUCAUAGGGAUAAGUCACGAUAAUGCUGCAAAUGUAACUAAUGCUGUACGAAACUUACAAGAACGUGAUAUUUAUUCAAGUCCGUGUGCCGCCCAUACAUUGCAAUUAUCUAUUAAUAAAGGUUUUGAGAAUAGAAUGUGUAGCCAUUUAUUAAAAUUAGCCUCGGACAUAGUUGCUGCUUUUAGGCACUCUCCAAAACGAACAAAUGCUUUAGAAAACAAAAUCAGCGAAUUAGGACAAAAAAAAUUGUGCUUAAUACAGAGAUGUCCGACUAGAUGGAAUUCUAGUAUGGAUAUGUUAAUGCGUUUACUAGAACUUCGGCCAGCUAUUGUAUCGAUAAUGUUAGAUCGUACAUUAUUCAACACAAAAACAGCAAAAAAAUUAAAAAUGCUCGAAGAAGACUGGGAGUACUGCCAAAUAUUGGUGAAACUUUUAAAACCACUGCAAUUAGCUACGACAGUUUUAUGUUAUGAACGACAAGUUACAAUAUCAAUGAUACGGCCAAUUGUUAAAAGCCUUAUAGAAAAGCAUUUAAAACUCGAAGAUACAGACUCAACACUAGCAAUGGUGUUUAAAGAAACAGUGUGUAAUGAACUACGUCGGAGGUUUAAUAUUGAUUUUGAAGAAGAAAAUGGAAUUGCAGCAGACAUUUAUUCAGAAUAUAGGGAAGUAAACAUAGCACAAAUUGCAAGUUUACUAGAUCCUAGGUACAAGAAUUUACAAUUUGAAUCAUCAGAUCGUAUACGAGAAAUUAUUAAACAAAAAAUUCGUUCAAAGAUACAGUCAAUUAGAUAUAUAUCUGAAAAUGAAAACACCUCAAAUACUAAACAAAGUACAGUAUUAGAUGAUUUAUUGGGGAUAGUUCCACUAAAUUCUGAGGAUGAAUUUUCGAGGUACUUGGCUGAACCACAAAUUAAUCAUAAUGAUGAUCCGUGUUUGUGGUGGAAAUCGCGUGAACUUACGUUUCCUUUUUUAUCUGUUCUCGCGAAAAAUAUUCUUUGUAUACCGGCUUCUUCGGCAUCUUCAGAACGUGUUUUUUCUACUGCUGGAUCAAUUCUAUCCCCAAAGAGAAAUAGAAUGACUCCCUUUCAUUUAUCAGCCCUGGUAUUUUUAAAUAAAAAUAUUUGA
This is a messenger RNA of Melanaphis sacchari, 1764 nucleotides long. RefSeq names its product zinc finger BED domain-containing protein 1-like. Bases 1 to 1764 code for a protein of 587 amino acids. NCBI's taxonomy places the organism in Eukaryota, Metazoa, Arthropoda, Insecta, Hemiptera, Aphididae. The transcript is spliced from 3 exons. The record is from RefSeq and is a predicted model, not a curated record. Gene Ontology annotation, molecular function: protein dimerization activity.